AUGGAGCUGCAGGAGCCCGCUGCCAAGCAGCUGCCGAUGUACCCCACUUUCGUCACCUCCGUGGUGAUGCCGGGAGACGGCGGCGCAGCGGCAGUUCAGGGGGACCUCGACCUGCUGCCCGCUCUGGCCCGCUCCGAUGUCGAGGAGCUGAACCUAGAUCGGUGCGGGGAUGUCCCUGCCGCCGUGUGGCAGCAGCUCGGCCAGGCUCAGGGUGAGGAGUUCCAGAAGCUUAGGUGCUUCGAUGAAGAGUCCAAGGGCGUCGAUGGCGCCGCCGGGCUGCUGCUGGCCUUGAGCCGCUGCCAGCUGCUGCAGGACGUGUGCUUCGUCAGGGACCUCUUCGGCAGGGAUUCCCAGGGCGCCGAGGGCGCCGCCGGGCUGCUCUCGGCCUUGGCGCGCUGCCGGCAGCUGCAGGAGCUGCUGAUGGGCUACUGCCGUCAAAUCCCGGCUUCGGCCUGGCAGCAGCUCGAGGGCGCCCAGUGGCCGAAGCUCACGAAGGUGGACUUCGAGGGGCGACUCGGCUUUUGGGCGCCUGUUGGAGUGUGUGUGGUCUCGUCGAGAUGGUUGUUGGGGUGCGAGGGGGGAUGUGGGAGUGGACGAGGUGGCAGGCACCCAGCCGUUUCACAGGAGCGGUCUAACAAAUUGUCAUGGUGUGCUUAG
Molecule: messenger RNA, 657 nt
Organism: Symbiodinium necroappetens
Lineage: Eukaryota; Dinophyceae; Suessiales; Symbiodiniaceae
Source: the annotation of a GenBank genome assembly